Messenger RNA from Microtus oregoni (creeping vole), 3253 nucleotides. RefSeq names its product extracellular matrix protein 2-like. The transcript has 10 exons. Bases 198 to 2201 code for a protein of 667 amino acids. Gene Ontology annotation, biological process: extracellular matrix organization; positive regulation of cell-substrate adhesion. Gene Ontology annotation, cellular component: extracellular matrix. The record is from RefSeq and is a predicted model, not a curated record. Lineage: Eukaryota; Metazoa; Chordata; Mammalia; Rodentia; Cricetidae. Gene Ontology annotation, molecular function: protein binding; heparin binding; collagen V binding.
AAAGCAUUUAUCCCCAAGGGAAGCAGCUAUUUUAGAUCUGACUAAGGAGUCAGCUAAUAUUUUCAACUUUCCCUUCUGUUCUUUGUUUUUAAAGAGAGUCUGGUUUUGUUUCACUUUCAGCGGGAGACUUAAAUGACAUCAAGCAAAGCCUACUUAGUUUAGAUUUCCAGAAGUUUGUUGGUGAAAAAAAAUCAAACAUGAAGCAUGCAGUUUUGUUUUGUCUCAUUCUGCUUAUCAUUUUCCAAACUGAUUGUGAACAAAGAGAACAAGGUACUGGGAAGCAGAGGAGGAGGAUACAUCAGAGAAGACUCAGGAAAAGCUCCUCACUCCACCACAGAGCAAACAGGCAGCUUGGAAAUCAGCCAACUGCAGCAGCAGCAAAAGCUGCAUUACCCACUACCAACUCUGACUACAGUGUGGAGGGAAACUUAGAAUCCCUUCUAAGUCCUCUUGGAGCAGAGUCAAGUUACAAUGUGUUACCAGGAAAGAAAGGACACUGCUUUGUAAAGGGAAUGAUCAUGUACAACAAGGCCAUCUGGUCUCCUGAGCCCUGCAGCACCUGCCUCUGUUCAAAUGGAAGAGUACUUUGUGAUGAAACUGUGUGCCACCCCAAGACGUGCCCCUAUACCAUUAAGCCAGAAGGAGAAUGCUGCCCCAUCUGUUCUGAUGCUGAACAAAGAGAAUCCAUUGACAUGCUUCACAAGCAAGUGAAACCUCCUCAGAUGGAAAUGGACCAAAUAGUUAUAAAAGAAGCUCUUCAAUCCGAGGAGGAAGAAGAAGACAUGAAAGAACACAUGGAGCACAAGAACGAAACCUCUGGGCCUACUACACUUCACAGUGAUGAGGAAAGAGUGGAGGGAAAGCUGAGGUCUGAGGAGGAAAGGCGGUCAGCACGUCAACCACUCUACCAUGGACGAGGGGAGGAAGAGGAUGAUUAUGAGGAGUCUGAAGGGGAAGGAGAAAAGGAAGAGGAGGAUGCCAUAAGAGGAGAUGUGUUCCGAAUGUCCCCCAGGUUAAUGCCUGGUACUCCAAGAGGCAGGCCACGCCUGCCCGGAAGCUGUGCCCUGUCCUACAAGACCAUCAGCUGCAUUCAUGCGGCCUUCACCCAGAUCCCACCAAUAACAGCACCAGAAGUAACAAGCCUGGAGCUGGCUGGGAAUUCAAUCAUUUCCAUUCCGGACGAAGCAUUUAAUGGAUUACCAAAUUUGGAAAGGCUUGAUCUGAGCAGAAAUAAUAUCACUUCUUCAGGCAUAGGUCCAAAAGCAUUCAAGGUUUUGAAGAAGUUAAUGCGUCUGAACAUGGAUGGAAAUAAUUUGGUACGCAUCCCUUCAGAAUUACCAUCUACACUAGAAGAACUUAAAAUAAAUGACAAUAAUCUCCAGGCCAUCGAUGAAGAAAGUUUAUCAGACUUAAAUCAACUUGUCACCUUAGAAUUGGAAGGAAACAAUCUCAGUGAAAUCAAUGUCAAUCCGUUAGCUUUCAAAUCUUUGAAGAGCCUUUCAUACCUACGUCUGGGAAAAAACAAAUUUAGAAUCAUACCACAAGGUCUUCCUGCUUCUAUUGAGGAAUUAUACCUAGAAAAUAAUCAAAUUGAAGAAAUAACUGAAAUUUGUUUCAAUCAUACCAGAAAGAUUAAUAUGAUUGUACUACGUUAUAAUAAAAUAGAAGAAAGUCGGAUUGCUCCUUUGGCAUGGAUAAAUCAAGAAAAUCUUGAAUCCAUCGACUUGUCCUAUAACAAGCUUUACCAUGUCCCCUCCUAUCUACCUAAGUCUCUGCUGCACCUUGUACUAAUUGGGAAUCAGAUUGAACGGAUCCCUGGCUAUGUUUUUGGCCAUAUGGAACCUGGCCUGGAGUACUUGUAUCUGUCAUUUAAUAGACUUUCUGAUGAUGGUGUGGACCUAGUCUCAUUCUACGGGGCAUAUCAUUCUCUGAGAGAAUUGUUUCUGGAUCACAAUGACUUAAAAUCCAUACCACCUGGAAUACAAGAAAUGAAAGCACUACAUUUUCUGAGGCUGAACAACAAUAAGAUUCGGAAUAUUCUUCCUGAACAAAUUUGCAAUGUUGAAGAAGACGAAGACUCUGCUCUAGAACAUCUUCAUCUUGAAAACAAUUACAUUAAAACUAGAGAAAUAUCCCCUUAUGCAUUUUCAUGCAUAAGACUGUAUUCAAGUAUUGUUCUUAAACCACAAAAGAUCAAGUAAUUUCAAGUUUUCAUUUGCCAUUUAUAAAUUUUACUGAUGCAUUAAAAUUACAUCUUUGUGUGUGUGUGUGUGUGUAGGGGGUGCACAUGAGUGCAAUGCCUUCAGAAGCUAGAACAGAAGAGGGUUUUAUUUUUUUUGUUGUUGUUUUUUUUUGUUUUUCGAGACAGGGUUUCACUGUGGCUUUGGAGCCUGUCCUGGAACUAGCUCUUGUAGACCAGGCUGGUCUCGAACUCACAGAGAUCCGCCUGCCUCUGCCUCCCGAGUGCUGGGAUUAAAGGCGUGCGCCACCAUCGCCCGGCCAGAAGAGGGUUUUAGAUACUGUGGAGCUCAAGUCACAGGUGGUUCUGAGCCAACUGAUGUGCGGCUGUGAACUGAACUUGGGUCCACUGUAAGAUCAGUACCUGUUCUUAACUUCUUGAACCAUCUCUCUAGUCCCCCAAACACUAUUAUAAUGAUAACGUCUUGGUUUAAAUAAUUUUACAGUGGUUAUAUGCACAUUGGUAAGGAAAGCUAGCAGAAGGGCAUACAAAAAUCACUAUAUGUUUGGAAUUACUUUUUUAAGUAAAGAAAAAAAGCCAUUUUAAGACUGUUUCCAUGUCUUCUUCAGUAAGAACAAAAGAUUACAGAAAGAAGGCUGGGCAUGGUAGCACACCUUUAAUCCUAGCACUUGGGAGGGAGAGGUAGGAGGAUCUCCAUGAGUUUGAAGCCAGCCUGUUUAAUAUAGUGAGUUCCAGGACACCCAGGGCUAUGUAGAAAGACCCUGUCUUAAAAAAAAAAAAGAAAAAAAGAGAAACUAUGAAAAAAUAGUAGUUUGCUAAAAAAAACCCCAAAUUAUUGUUAACUAUAAGCUAAUAAGUUAAAUGUAAAAAUAAUUCAUUUCUGAAAAUAUUCCUCCACUAGUUAGCAAUCUUCUCUUUUGCCCUACUUGCUAAAAUGUUCUUAGUUUAAUGAAUAAAGUAUAUUUAUUACACACUGACUUGUAAUGAUUUCUUUUUAUUAAUGUAAAUUUUAUUUGUUUAUUGAGAUAGUGUCUUACUGUGUAGCUCUGGCUG